Molecule: messenger RNA, 4860 nt
Organism: Lucilia cuprina (Australian sheep blowfly)
Lineage: Eukaryota; Metazoa; Arthropoda; Insecta; Diptera; Calliphoridae
Gene: robo1
Product: roundabout homolog 4
Exons: 16
Coding region: 1571-4483 (970 amino acids)
Biological process (GO): synapse organization; homophilic cell-cell adhesion
Cellular component (GO): plasma membrane; neuronal cell body; axon
Molecular function (GO): axon guidance receptor activity; protein binding
Source: RefSeq, a predicted model, not a curated record
AAAAUUGUAAUAAAGUAAAAGUUAAUGUUAAAGAAAAUUAUUAUUAAAGUGUAAUCUAAAGGCAAAAAAGAGAAUAUUUCCCCCCCUUGGAAAAAAGCGAAAUAAAAGAAAAAUAAUCAAAAAUAUAUGCUUCAUUAAGUGUUUCAAAGAAUAAAGUAAAAAAAUAAAUAAAUUUUAAAAUUAUUAUUAUCUGCAUGAAAAAUAAAGAAAUAUUCUUUUAAUGUAAAAAAUUUAUGUGAAAAAUUGUAGAGAAAAUUUUAUUGCGAAAAAGAGAAAAAUUUUUUUCAAAAAAACUAAUUUGAAAAACUUUUUAUAUAAAAAUUCCCGGAUUUUUGUGGAUAUUAAACAAACGUCUUGAAACUUAUCUAAAUAAAGGAUUAAUAAAGAUUCUACAGAGUUUCAAAAAUCGAAGGAUAUAUCAAAAAUCGAAGACAACAGGCAUUUUACUGAAACAACAAUAAAUAUAAAAAAAAUAUUUAUAAAAAAACAAUAAUUGUUGCAACUAAAUUUGAACACGUACCACACUAAAGCUGCAAGCGUCAACGUGACAAUAUUUGCCAACAUUUCUAUUGAAGAGAGCACGUCAGACAGACGACACCCAAGCAAGGAAUAUAUAUACAAGAUUUUUUACAACUUAAUAUUACUUUUCUACAAACAUAUAAAUGCAAAAAAACAUAAAUAAUAACAACUAAAUAACAAAUAGAGCAACAUUAUUUUGUAACAGCAAACAAAAAACCAAAAACUAUAAUUUUUUGGAUAGAAAAAUAAAAAACUUUUUUUCUUUUCGUUGCCAUACAAAAAGAAAAGGAUAAAAUAAAAUAAAAACACAGUAGCAAGUGAUAAAUUGCCCUGAACGUAACAAGACGCUCAUAAAAACUUCAACUUUAAGCAUUUUAUGGUGAAUGUCCUUUUUGUUGGUUUUGCACUUUUACGCCAAACAGUAUACAAUAUACUUUGGCAGCUGGAGGGGAACACUUAACAAUUUCAACAUCAUUUCCUAAGUGCACAGACAUUCUCUACGAGACAUAUAUAGAGAGAAUAUAAAAAAAAAACAAGGCGACGACGAGAAGUAUCCAACUACUACGUGGUGUCGCUAAAGCACUUGAGAAAAAAAGAAGGACUAAGAAUUCCUUUUGCCACUUUUUAGUAGUACUCUCAAGGAAAAACGACAACGACAUUGCUGUUGUUGUUUUUGUUAGUGUUAAAGGAUCAAGUGCAAGGUUAUAUUACAUUUUCAAAUCGCAAUAGCAUUGUACUUGACACUCAAUGUUAUAGUUUCCUUGCUGCCACUACAACAACAAAAAAUAUUAAAUACAAUACAAAACACAAUAAAGAAAAAGCAAGAAAAGUUUUCUCUAUAACAAAAAAAAACCUAAAAGAAGUAAUAAAAUUUUUUUUAAACAUCGUGUUUUGAAUUGAGUGCAAAACAUGAAAGCAGCAUAAACUUUUACUCCCUUACCCGCCUAAAAGUAUGCAAUUUUUUAACUAUCAACAUAACUGCCAAUAAAUAUACUACAGAAAAUUUGUCUUUUUCUUGAGUAAUACGAAAGCGAAGUAAUAUUGACAUUUUAUGUUUAUUACAUGUGUUAAGGAAAAUGUUAUAAAUAUGACAUCCUCGCUAAGCAGUUCUUGUACUAAGAGCUGCCAACCCCGCUCACAACAUCAUCACACUUAUCAUUUAAGUAGUACAAUACAACAUCAACGACAGUCCUGGUUUAAUAUCGAUGUGCAAAGAAUGCUGAAUUUGAGAGUUAAUAAAAGGAUAUUUUUAAGUUUUUAUUUAACAUUGCUGAUAACGAUCUCAUUGCAAGGAGUUAAAGCUCAAUAUCAAUCACCGCGUAUAAUUGAACAUCCAACGGAUUUGGUGGUUAAGAAGAAUGAACCUGCUACAUUGAAUUGUAAAGUUGAGGGUAAACCCGAACCGACUAUUGAGUGGUUUAAGGAUGGUGAACCGGUAAAUACAAACGACAAGAAAACACAUCGAGUGCUGUUCAAAGAUGGUGCCCUGUUCUUCUAUCGCACAAUGCAAAGUAAAAAAGAACAAGACAGCGGUGUCUACUGGUGUGUGGCCAAAAAUCAUGUUGGCAAAGCUGUAAGCAGACAUGCCACACUGCAAAUUGCGGUUUUGCGUGAUGAUUUUCGCGCCCAACCCAAGGAUACACGUGUGGCUAAAGGUGAAACGGCAUUGUUGGAAUGUGGUCCACCCAAGGGUAUACCCGAACCAACGCUCAUAUGGAUGAAGCUCUUCUCUGUGCAGGUGGAAAAAAGCAGUUCAUCAAUAUUACAUCGUUCAGCAGAUCCCAGUACAUAUCCAGCACCACCCGGUACCCCAAAAGCUGUAAAUGUUACACAAAAUUCAAUUGCAUUGAGAUGGUCGAGAAGUCAAGAGAAGCCACAGGCAACAAGUCCAAUUAUUGGGCCCACUAAACUACCCUCAGCACCUCCCGAUAACAUACAAAUUGGCAUGUAUAACCUAACAGCUGGUUGGGUACGAUGGUCGUCACCACCACCCCAACAUCAUAAUGGCAAUCUCUUGGGCUAUAAAAUUGAGGUAACGGCUGGUAAUACCAUGAAAGUAUUAGCAAAUAUGACUUUGAAUUCUACCACAACAUCGGUACUGUUAAAUAAUUUAACAACUGGCGCUACUUACAAUGUACGUCUUAAUUCGUUUACCAAGGCCGGGGAGGGACCCUACUCACAGCCGGUUUCAUUAUUCAUGGAUCCCGCACAUUUAGUACAUCCCCCGCGUGCUCAUCCCAGUGGAUCGCACAGCAGUAUCACCGGCCAUGCUGGAGAUGGUGGUCAUUUUGCUUAUCAUCCCAAUGGUGCUGGUAUGCCAGAUGAUGCUGCCACCACAACAACUCAACGCAAAUCAACAACAAUUGUCCAUGAAACAUGGUUUAUGGCUUUGGUGAUAACAAUGCUUUUGGCCAUUUUAAUAUCCGCAGCAGCAGCCAUGUUGUUCUUCAAGCGGCGCCAUCAAUUGACCAAAGAAUUGGGUCAUUUAAGUGUAGUGAGUGCCAAUGAAAUUACCGCCUUGAAUAUCAAUGGCAAAGACAGUUUAUGGAUUGACAGAGGUUGGCGUACCACAGAUACCGACAAAGAUUCCGGUUUAAGUGAAACCAAACUACUGUCUAAUGCCAAUAGUCAAUCAAAUUAUAAUACAUCAAUAGAUGGUGGCACCGAUUAUGCUGAAGUCGAUACAAGAAAUAUGAGUACAUUUUAUAAUUGUCGUAAGAGUCCUGAAAAUCCUACUCCUUAUGCUACAACCAUGAUUAUAGGAGCUUCUUCAACAGAGACUACUUGCAUGAAGACAUCUGGUUCUAGUACAGAUCAAGAUUCAGGCACUCACUCACCCAAUUCGGAGGGCAUUAAUACACAUUGUCCUCCCAAUGGUCCUACGGCCAAACAUAAUUAUCAUCAGUAUCCUCCCGAACAAAUUAAUUGGUCAGAAUUUUUGCCACCACCACCGGAACAUCCACCACCAGUACCCUCAUCGUGUGGUUAUGCACCCGGCUCACCACAAUCCUCAAGAAAAAGUUCCAAAUCGGGAGGUUCUGGUGCUCUCAACUCUUCCAUACACAGCAGUUCUUCCGGUGGUUUCUCCACCUGGGGCAUGACACCUCAGUGUGCAGCCGCUGCCGCUGGUCGUGUGCCACCACAGGAGAAUUACUAUAAUAAUCCUUUACCCUGUGUGGGUGGCUCACAGAAUCGUUAUCAAAUUACUCCCACAGCUCAACAUCCUCCACCCCUGCCUCCCUACUUCCCACCCGGUACUGGGGUUGGCACUGCUCAACUGCCGCCUCGUAAUAUACAUAUCCAUUAUCCGCCACCCAGACAUGCUGUCAGCGAAUAUCAGCCAACGGGUACUCACAAUUCGAGAUGUUCUAAUGGCAGAACUUGCAACAGUUGUGAUGCCUUAGCAUCACCACACCAACCUCUGCCACCACCUGGUGAGGGUUGGUAUCAACCACUACAUGCGGCCCACAUAACAGCCAAUAACUCAUCAGCUCAUCAAAUCUAUCAAUGUUCCUCUGAAUGUUCCGAUCAUUCACGGACUUCUCAUUCCAAUGCCACAGCACACAACCAGCCUCCUAACAAUCAUCAUCAACAUUCUCACAAUCCACACGGUCACAGUCAUAGUCACAGCAGUCAUAUGGGCGGCAAUGAUACUAUGCGUUCGGAAAGUAGUCAAGAAAAUGGUAAAUCUUCCAAUCAUCGAUGUCACAAUAAAACCAAUAAUCGUUUUCCCGAAAUUAUCGAAAAUGAUCAGAAAAGUUUAGCAACCUCAUCGUGUACUUAUGAAGUUUUAGGUGAACCACGCAAUUGCAGUGAAUGCUGUAGUAGUUCACGUGAGGGUGAUACCUGUUCCUGCAGUGAGGGUUCCUGUCUCUAUGCAGAGGCUGGAGAACCGGGUAUGCCGCCUCAUAUGUCGGCGGCCGUCUUGACGAGUGGUCCUAAGAUAUUAACACAAAAUAAUUGAUAUGCAACGUAUGGUACAGUUGCUGGUGGUUGUGCAGUAGAUGCUGCCGGUAUGGUCACCGAUGUUGUCAUCUAUUUCUAGUGAAGCAGCUGCUAAUCAGCCAUCCACCACCACCACCAACAACUAGCCAUCAUGUACAGUAAGUGUAAAUUUUAAUAAAAAAUAAAACUUAAAUAAAUUAAAAAAUAAAAAAAAAAACAAAAAACAUUUUAGCAUUUAAACACUAUUUUAUACAUUUAUAAUUUAUUAUUAAACACCAUACUUUUUACUAAUUAAAGCUUAAAAAAAAUUACCGACAUAAUCAUUGUAAAUUGAAAAGCAUUGAGAUUUUUUCGUAGCCAUCGAAUAGUUAAAUUAUUUUUAGUAUUAUAAGACAU